Sporisorium graminicola is the source of this 3531-nucleotide messenger RNA. RefSeq lists its product as uncharacterized. Bases 1 to 3531 code for a protein of 1176 amino acids. The record is from RefSeq and is a predicted model, not a curated record. The transcript has a single exon. NCBI's taxonomy places the organism in Eukaryota, Fungi, Basidiomycota, Ustilaginomycetes, Ustilaginales, Ustilaginaceae.
AUGUCUCCUAGGAACGAAAACAACACCGCUUCUGCACCUCAAAGCCCUAGCGAAGCCAAGGCGAUACAACAAACCAACCAAGGUCUUCAACCCAGGCCUAAGCGUUCAGUCAGCAAAGGCUCCAGGAGCUCCUCCUUUAAUGCCGGAUCGGGACGCAUGUCUCUGCCAGCAGCGCCUGUGCUCACAAGGGCAUUGAGCACCCACGAGGUGCCCAAAGCAGCAGCCGCACCCGGCAUGGACACACCAAUUGCAGCAUUACCUGAAGGGCCAUCGCCGAGUUUGGAUGGUACCAGCUGGAUCGACGCUCGCGAGGGUUACCAGCUGAUGGCCAUGCAUCUCUGGAGAGCGUUCAAGCGCGACUGUCUGUUUGGCCAGACGGACGGUGCCACGGGCAUUGAAGUCCCCAGCGGAGUCGCAAUUCGAUACGGAAAGGGCCAGUACGUCGUCUGUCCUUCCAACGACGAGCGGCUUUCGCACUUUUGCCAUUCCGUCGCCGUCCUCAACACCGAGGCUGCUAUGACGCUGACUUCGGCCGUGGUGGCGGCUAUCACGACACGCUUGGCGCAUUCCAUGACCCAUGUCCCCAUCACGCCUUCACAAAACAUCCAGGUCGUCGACACGAUGCAAGAUCUGGCAGCGGCGCGAAAGGCGCAGAAUGCGUGCUUCAUCCGGUUGGAGAACACCUUGGUCGUGUGGGCCGACCAGGUAGAGAUCUUACGAGAGCGAGCCAAAGACCUCGAGGAUAGAAUGAUCACGCUUGUGUGGAACAGCAGCUACAAGAGUAACCUUAACAACGUCAUGGUCGCCACCAAAUCCGGUGCUUCUACGCCCGCGCUGGCAUCCCCUUCGGCUCUCAGUCCUUCCACCUCAGCGACCAACUCGAUUCCAUCUUCGCCGACGACUUCGUCCUUCACUUCGAUCUCGUCGACCGCCUUGUCCACUGCGCUCAACCAAACCAAGCUGGAGAAAACGGCCCGUAACCACAAGCGAAGCUACACAAGGGAAUCUCCGUACUUCUUCGGUACAGGCACUGCAAUCGCCCCUGACGACGUUUCGGACGCUGAGAAUGGCGAGAGCAAGGAGGUCAUUAUUGACAGUCUCGCCAAUCUGCCUGCUUCGCCAAUGUCGGUGAUGCUGCGACCCAACUCGCACGUGAGGCAUGUGUCCUUCUCGGACCGCAUUACUGAGUCCGACUCUGCAGCAGAUUCUGCCAUCCUCCAAGUCGAUGCGGUUCCCGUCUCGACUUCCCGAUCGAGCUCUUUCAGCAGAGCAGCCGCGUCCAUUCGGAAGCCUGAAACGGCCAAGAUCGAUACCUGGCCAAGCGAAAGCACGUCAUCGAGCUUGGCGAAUCUGCAGUCCAAGUCCUCGCGAAGCUCGAUGUCGUCGAGUGGGGAGAUAGAACAGCGCUGGGACGACGGCAUGAUCGGCGAGCUGGACUACGAAAAGCAAACUGACGAGUACGAGCAACGACCGCUCAGUUAUAUCGCGCCUGUCCAGCACGGACUCGCUGUGGCACUCGACCUUCUCAUCUGUUUCCUGUUCACUUCGAAGCUGUUCGAGCACAGCUUGAGGGACGGCAACUGGUCUCGUAUGGCCUUGACACCGAUCAUGUUGGUCAUGUUCCCCGUUAUCCUGUUCUUUUGCGAUAACAUCAUCGGCAUCAUCAUCCAAAUCAUCGGGCCCGUCAACCAGCUGCACCAAAACUCGCUCUACUACUCGGGCAAGGCACCGGAACGCAAGCUGACGGGCGAACUUCCUCACGUGACCAUUCAGAUGCCAGUCUACAAGGAGUCGCUGCAAGGCGUACUGAUGCCCACGAUCGAGUCGGUCAAGAAGGCCAUCACCACGUACGAGCUGCAAGGCGGAACUGCCGGGAUUGUCGUGUCCGAAGACGGCAUGCUCUUGGUCGACGAACAAGAGCAAACAAUCCGUAAAGAGUUCUACGAGCGCAACAACGUCGGCUGGGUCGCACGGCCUGGCCACAACAAGGACGGCUACGUGCGAAAGGGUCGAUUCAAAAAGGCGUCCAACCUCAACUUUACCUGCCACCUGUCCGUAGCCGUUGAAAAGAUGAUGGACGAACAGAGACCCGAUACUUUUGCCCAGUUGCGCAAGUUUCACGACGACCCCUGCUACCUCAAGCUGGACCGUAGCGUCGAACAGGGUACGGGUACGGGUACGGAUGGCGAGACGCACCAUGUCGAAGAGAAAGCCGAGAUCACCCCGGUUGCAGAGGACGAGCUGUCGCAGGCUCUGGGACCGCAAGACUGGACGGACGCCGACGAGACAGAGCUGUAUCGACGCUGCCUCGAGGCUUGUCUUGCAAAGAUGCACCCGCUGGCACAGGCAAAGGGAAACAUCCGCAUCGGCCAGCUGGUGCUGAUGAUCGACUCUGACACUCGAGUGCCCGAGGACUGCCUGCUGGACGCUGCCACCGAGAUGACGCUUUCUCCCGAGAUCGGCGUUCUGCAGCACUGUUCGGGCGUCAUGCUGGUCUCGGAUAGCUACUUUGAGCUUUGCAUCGCCUUUUUCACCCGACUGGUCAACUUUGCCAUCAGCUUUACGGUGGCCAACGGAGACGUAGCUCCGUUCAUGGGACACAAUGCGAUCUUGCGCUGGUCGGCCAUGCAAGAAGCUGCUUUCAUCGACCCCGAGGAUGGCGUGCUCAAGUACUGGUCCGAAUCGCACGUAUCCGAGGAUUUCGACAUGGCGCUGCGGCUGCUCAUGUCGGGCUACAUUACACGCUGGGCGACCUACUCGAACAACGGGUUCGAGGAAGGUGUUUCGCUGACGUGCGACGACGAGCUGAACCGAUGGCAGAAGUACGCCUUUGGUUGCUCAGAGCUCGUUCUUCAUCGUUUGUGGGAGUGGCCGUUCAAGGGACCGUUCACCCCUCUGUUCAAGACGUUCCUCUGCAGCUCGGCACCGAUCCACUACAAAUUUUCGGCAUCGAGCUACAUCUUUAGCUACUACGCCAUCGCUGCCGCCUUCCCCAUGACGUGGACGCUGUACCUGAUCGAAGGGUGGUACUACCCUGUGCUGGAUCCUUCGUUCUUGACGCCGUUCCGGAUUUGGGUUGCUGUCGUCGUUGUCUUUACCAUCGGCGGCAACGUGAGUCAGAUCAUCGCGCGCUACCGAACAAAGGUGGACAGCCUGUUCAACUUGAUCAAGGAGCAUGCUGCGUGGAUGCCGGCAAUGUUCGUGUUCUUUGGCGGACUGUCGUAUCACGUGUGCACGGCGCUGCUCUCGCAUCCGUUGGGAAUCGACAUGACCUGGGGUGCAACCAACAAGGACUUGGCGGAUAGCAACUUUUUCCUCGAGGUCCCGCUGAUCUGGAAGCGAUUCUGGAGGGUCAUCUUGCUCUGCACUGUGACGAUCGCUGCGGUGGUUAUCAUGCAGAUCACUGCCAUCGUGCCGCUCAGCUGGUCGAUCCAGGGAUUCUUCACCUACUGGCCAUUGCUGCUGACGGCGAUUUCUCACCUGAUAUAUCCCAUCGUCCUCAACCCGGCGCUGCUUCGCUUCUCGUUCUAA